Messenger RNA from Lactuca virosa, 237 nucleotides. The record is from the annotation of a GenBank genome assembly. NCBI's taxonomy places the organism in Eukaryota, Viridiplantae, Streptophyta, Magnoliopsida, Asterales, Asteraceae.
AUGAUGGAUUCAAGUGACGAUUCAUCUUCUUCAAGAAAAAAAAAAGCUAAAUGUCUUGUCCCUAAUGUUUUACCCAUCAAUAUUUCGUCAAAUUACACUAGUUUACCCCUCUCCAAACCCCCAAACACGUUAUUGAGUAAAGCGUGUAUAUCGACAUUGGAGGUUAAGAACUAUCACUUGAUUAUUAGGGUAAUCACUCACACUUGUCAAUUCUCAGAUCGCAGGGGUUUCAAGUAA